CGCCCGCUCUGCGGGCGGCGGAGCCCGGGACGUUUCCAUUGGUGCGAGGCGAGGGAGGCGGAAGAGCGCGGAUGGAACGUUCGGUCCCGGACGAGACCAUCGGGGCGGGCAGGGGUGCGCCGGAGAAAGUUGCUGCGGAGGAGACCUCGCGCCAUGGCUCCGUGUCCCAAGCUGGUGCUGCUGUUUAGCGGGAAGAGAAAGUCGGGCAAAGAUUUCGUGGCCGAAGAAAUCCAGAGCCGGUUGGGGCUGGAUGUUUGCACCAUCCUCCGCUUAUCCGGGCCUCUGAAAGAGCAAUAUGCGAAGGAACACGGCCUGGAUUUCCAGCGGCUCCUGGACGCCAGCGAUUACAAGGAGAUGUAUCGGCAGGACAUGAUCCGUUGGGGGGAAGAAAGACGCCAGGCCGACCCCGGUUUCUUUUGCCGCAUCGUGGUGGAGGCCGUGACGCAUCCCAUCUGGGUCGUGAGUGACACCCGACGGGCCUCAGACGUGGAGUGGUUUCGAAAUGUCUACGGGGAUCUGGUGCGAGUGGUGCGCGUGGUCGCGACCGAGGAGACCCGGAGGAGGCGGGACUGGGUGUUCGUGGCAGGGAUCGACGACGCCGAAUCCGAGUGCGGGUUGGACCAAGGCGUCCCGUUCGACUGGAUCAUCACCAACGAUGGAGACCAGUUUUCCUUAGAGGCGCAGCUGGAGAAACUGCUCCAGUUUGUCCAGAGCAAGCUGUAGGAAAGGCUGGGCUGCCGUCUCCCCUGCUCCCCCUCCCCGGCUUUUUGGGGGGUGGGGGGGUUAGGCUGGGGUGUGGCUGAAGGACCAAAGGGAUUGGAAGAGGCCGGAGUAGGCCCUUCCCAUGCAGAUGCCCCUGGCAAGCAAGGAUCCGUUAAAAUUUGCUCUAGAGUUAUGAGAAUUUCCUUACUCCCCUGGGAGGGGGAGUCCAUUCCAAAAAGUGCCAUAAUCCAGUGCCGGUUUUUCUCCCCCCCCGCUUUUUUUUUUCCUUCUCCACCAGGCAGGUAUCUUUGGAGGAAUAUUUUUCCCACCCUUGUUGGGUCUCGGUUCCCCUCCCUGCCGGUCUCCAGGUCCGGCGAUGGAAGGGAUAAUGUUUGCCUGGCGUCCCCCCCCACCCCCCUGACCUGCCCGAUUUAGAGGAGUACCCCUUUCCGCCACCAGGGGGCAGAGCGAGCCCAGCCUUUUUAUCC
This is a messenger RNA of Python bivittatus (Burmese python), 1190 nucleotides long. RefSeq names its product phosphomevalonate kinase (gene PMVK). Gene Ontology annotation, biological process: cholesterol biosynthetic process; isopentenyl diphosphate biosynthetic process, mevalonate pathway. Gene Ontology annotation, cellular component: cytoplasm. The record is from RefSeq and is a predicted model, not a curated record. Lineage: Eukaryota; Metazoa; Chordata; Lepidosauria; Squamata; Pythonidae. Gene Ontology annotation, molecular function: phosphomevalonate kinase activity.